UUUUCUAAUUUUUGAGGUCUUGACUUUGCAACCUUAAUAACGUUUUCAAUGUACUUUGUGUGUGUAAUUUAACAUAUAUAUUGCAGUGGCUCCUAAAGGCCACAACCAGGUUGGUCCCCACUGCCGUUGGCACUGUGCAAACACAUAAGUGACAGUUCCGGCCACAAAGAGCUUUCAGGCCAAAAGACAAUGUAGAUCUUCUCAAUAAAAAGGCUGGUGUGCAGAGGACCAUCAAGGGAAGGUUCUAUAACACAAAUGAAGCUAAAAGGUCUAAGCAGUUUAAAAAUUUUACCUUGAGUGUAAGUGCAUGUGAAAGUCUCUUUUGUGUGAUCUAUGUAUCCAAGGAAAGGAAACAAAACCAAGACACACACACAAACGAGCACUGUAGAUAUAGAUACAAGCCUAUUUGUUCUAUCAAGCAGAACUAUAUAUCUACCAGAGCAAAUGAACACCCCCAUUAUAUCACCAUUACAUAAAUACACACUUGUAUACACAGGCACUGCACUCACAUGGACCUCGUUGCAUCAAGCACUACACUCUUUCAGUACAGCCACACACACAGAGUUUUGUGCCAGCGUGAGACACAGACAGGCACAUUUGUAUAUACACACACACAGAUCUGCACUGCUGGCCAGGUUAGAAUUCUCUCUCUGAAGCCAGGCUGCCUUUGCAAGCUCUGAUGUCACAAAGGUGUCAACUGGCAACCAACGUGACUCGUAGAUGUUCCCAUUUGCAAGCAGCUCUUCUUUACUUUCAAGCACAAAGAGGGUGAGCUCUCUCUCUAAGCAGCCAAGUAGGCAAACCAGGGAGCUGCAUGAGUGAGGGAUACAGAGAGCUUCCAAACAGCCUCACAGCUCAACUCCUCUUCGGUCUUACUGGAAUGAGAAAACUGCUUGCACAGGGCCGGUUCUUUGUAGCUCUGCAGGGCCUCUGCCCCAGCAUUCUCUGAAGGGCUGAAGCAGUGUGGAGGAGCUACAGUAGAUAAGGAGCCGUAUCAUGUCCCCUCCUAAUGGCCACAAAUCCCUGUGGCUGGUGCUUCUUUUUGGAAUGGGAGUGAAGGCAAAGAGCCUGAACUGUCCAGAAAAGUGUACCUGUGAAUACCUGGAAGUGAACUGCACAGGGCAGCAGCUGCAAGAUUUCCCCACGACCAUUCCACUGGACACAAGGCAGCUGAUUCUGGCUACUAACAACAUCUCCUACCUGCCAUCGGUGGAGCUGAACUUCCUAAGUGACUUGGUCUAUCUGGACUGCAGGGAGAAUGCCAUUAGUGAAGAUCUGGAUUUUGCCUUUAUCAGUCUCAACAAGCUCAUCUACCUAGACCUCAGCUUCAACAACCUCACCCGGGUCACCUUCACCACUUUCUCUCAGCUCAGUAGCCUGGUGGUGUUGAAGAUCUCGAACAACCCAAAUCUGGUGGAGAUUGAGAAGGAUUCCUUUGCCAACAACACCUGGCUGAGGCACCUGGAUGUGAGCCGGACUGGCUUGACGUUCCUGGAUACUAGCAUUGUCAAGGAUCUGCCCAAUCUGAAGUCCCUGGGUCUAAGUGAAAACCUCUGGAACUGUAACUGCUCCUUCUUGGACUUCACCCUCUGGAUGAAAGAGAGUGGCGUUCGCUUCCCAGAUCCUGAGAACAUCACCUGCUACAGCCCCGCAGCUCUAUAUGGCUGGUCAAUGCCUGAGGUGGGGUCGAAGCUCCACUACACAUGUCUUCUCCAUUUAUACGAUACGGACUAUGCCUUCCUGGGUCUGAUUGGCUUCUGUAUAUUCUCUGCCGGCACUAUGGCAGCCUGGUUGGCUGGGAUGUGUGUAGUGCUAUACGAAUUCCACGCAACAAAGGGGGGGAAUGAUGACGACGAAGAUGAAGAUGAAGAAGCAACUAUCUAGAACUAGCCUCUGAAGUCCUGGUGAAUAACUAUGCUGGGAUGCCACAGAGACUGAUACUAGACGUCCCUUUCUCUUGGUCCCCCUGGGCUUUCCCUCUAUCUCCCUUUCCAGAUGAGAUUCUUGUGACCCAAAAUAUAACUGCAGGAAUCCUUUUGCUGUAGUUUAACCCUCUUUUGGGGAAUUUCUUCCUUCCUCCUUCUUUUCUCCAAAAUUUCUUUCUCCGCCUGGGCUUGGGCCAUUGACAAACUAAUUGAUGCUUGCCAAAAGUAUGGUAAGUGCUCAUCUAUCAACCAG
Caretta caretta (loggerhead turtle) is the source of this 2178-nucleotide messenger RNA. RefSeq names its product leucine rich repeat containing 52 (gene LRRC52). Gene Ontology annotation, cellular component: voltage-gated potassium channel complex. The record is from RefSeq and is a predicted model, not a curated record. Gene Ontology annotation, molecular function: voltage-gated potassium channel activity; potassium channel activator activity; transmembrane transporter binding. NCBI's taxonomy places the organism in Eukaryota, Metazoa, Chordata, Testudines, Cheloniidae.